UGAAGGUUCCAGAUUAUUUAUUGUUGACGUUUUUUGUCUUGUUUCAUUUUGCACCAUAGAAUCACUGACAUUUCAAUACAAUGUAACGCUACUGUAGGAAAGAGAGAAAUUUUGACACUAAAACAUCACAAUACACAAAGAAAUUAGCAGAGAAGACACAAGAGAUGCAGUCAAGCGAAACUGAUUACAAUUUUGACAAUAACAACACCAUUGACAUGGAUUUUUGUGCUAAUAUGGAAAUACAAACUAAGAAGAGAAAAUUUGAAAUGACAACAGAAAAUGUGACAUCAUCUAUCAUGUCAGGAAGACAGUUUGUUUUACUUCCAAGGAACAGUAGUACCUAUGUCACAACUGAUUGGAAACUGACGGGAACCUCAUUAUUCCUACCAUUGAAAGGGGACACAUUUGUGAAUUUACAGAAAUAUGAACAAAUAACAGUUGCUGAUGGAAGCUACUUCAUUGCAGAUGAUGCAGGAAAUUACUCAAGAUCUGUUACAGGUAAAGUUUUACACCUAUGGAAGUACUGCAUGUCAGAGAAAGACUACUUUGUUGCAGAAUCUUUCUUGUUUACAAGUCCUCAGGAUUUUUCAGUAGUUAUCAAUCAUCUGUAUACAAGUUGAAAUGUUAGAGCAUACCUGUGGCAGCUUUAAGUUAGAGCAUACCUGUGGCAGCUUUAAGUUAGAGCAUACCUGUGGCAGCUUUAAAUGUGCAGUUGUGUGUUCAUCCUUGAGAAUAAAAUGUGCUUACUGAAGAUGUAAAGAGAUGUUCUGUGACUGUAAAUUGGUAAUGUUUCAUACUUUGUUUUAUAUAUGAAAAGAAAAUGGAGCAUUAUGUUUUUCUUACUAAAGAUGUAAAGAGUUAUGAUAUGACUGUUUAAUGUAAAGAGCUGUGAUGUAAAAGCUACUAUAUGACUGUUUGAUGUAAAAUUUUCAAACUUUGUGUUUAAAACUUAUAAAAAAAAUAGUGGCAGUUUACUCAAACUUUUAUUGAAAAAAUAAUUUUAUAAUGUAGAGUUUUUAUAGUUGAUGAUGACAUUUUUAUUGUGUGAUCAUCUGAUGUUUAAUUUUAAAAUUAUCAUGAGGCCAAUUUCAAUUAUUUUAUGAUGAAAAAUGUUUAAUAAACAGGUCAUAUGAUUUUAAAUAUUUGUAUAUCUACAUAUCAAAACAUUUAUCUACUUAACUUUUUCUACUUAAUAAAUAGCUCAAGUUAAACAGAUAAUUCAAUGAUAAUUGACUGGAAGGUUAUGAUUAUUCUCUUAAUUGCUCAAAAUCCUUUGCCAAUUAUAGGUGCUUUCUUUGUUGUUUUACUGGAAUAUUUUUAAAGGAUAUUAUAUAAUGUUUUUUAUUUGUUUAUCAAGUUGUAGUUUUAUAUAUUUAAAUUGUUGUAAUAUGCAAUUUAUUUUUUUCAAUGUCUGUAAUUUAAUAGCAAUUCACAUCAAUGUAAAAUCACAAAUUUUUACAAAACAUUCCAUGCUAUUUAUUCCCUCAGAUUUUGUUUGUUACCUUGAUUUGUAUCUUGUUAAUCGAUAUAUACAAGAUUUGAACAAUGUCAUCAGGAAACGACUGUAAAUAUACAUGUAUAUAUAUUUGUAUUCAAACCUUGAUAUGUGUUAGAUAUAUCUCCAUGUAAGCAGUUUAUAAUCUUUUUACAUAACUUUUAUCAAUUUAUUAUAUGUUAAUAAUUGUCUCAUCUUUUAUGGAUGUUCCUGGCAUUCAUUGUGUAAUGACCUCAGGUAUGUGAGCGAAAAUUGUUGAACAAACACAAUUUUCUGCUUGAUUAAUCAUUAAAGAUGUCAAAAAUUAAAUGCAUUAAAAAACAUGCCAUUCUGACUAUUAUGCAAAUAUAUGAAUGGACAUGAUAUCUUAAAAUUAAGGAAACUAUUUUUUUUCCAAUUUUUUGGGUAAAGAUUGCAUGAAAUGCAAUCAAAACCCUAUGGUACUGACUUGAUAUCUAAAUCUUCCAAGGUUUAUCACUUACCUUUGAGAUACACAAAAUAUAGUGCAUUGAUCAUAACAUUCUGUAGUAGAGAAUUGAUAAGAAGUAGUGGAUUCGUAAACGAUAAUCAACGAGCGACUAACCCAUUUCUAGUAAACGACUGUCUGUUUUACGUUUUGACAAUGAAUCAACGAUAUUUCAUAAAAAUAGUUUCGUAUUUUGUCUUUUUUAUUCUAUAAUAGCUGGAAAUGAUUAUAUCCACACGGUUCGCAUCUAUAUUUAGACAUUUGACAAGUUAACAUAAGUUUAAGAUAACUCAAAUGGGGUGUUAGCUCCCCUUUUUAUACGACCGCAAAAAUUAAAAUUUUUUUGGUCGUAUAUUGGUAUGACGUUGGCGUCGUCGUUGUUGACGUCGCUGCAUCGUCCGAAGACACAUUGGUUUUCACACUCUAACUUUAGUUUAAGUGAAUGGAUCUCCAUGAAAUUUUACCACAAGGUUCAAUACCACAAAAGGAAGGUUGGGAUUGAUUUUGGGGGUUAUGGUACCAACAGUUAAGGAAUUAGGGGCCAAAAAGGGGCCAAAAUAAGCAUUUUUGUAACUUCCAGACAAUAACUUGUGUGUAAGUGUAUGGAUCUCUCUGACAUUGUAUCACAAGGUUCCAUAUCACAAAGGGAAGGCUGUAAUUGAUUUUGGGGGUAAUUGCCUCAAAAUUUUAGGAAUUAGGGGCCAAAAAAGGGGCAAAAAACAAGCAUUUUUCUAGUUUCAUGACAAUAACUUGUGUGUAAGUGUUUGGAUAUUUCUGAAAUUGUACUACAAGGUUCCAUAUCACAAAGGGAAAGCUGGAAUUGAGUUUGGGGGUAUUUGCCCGAAACGUUUAGGAAUUGGGGGCCAAAAAUAAGCAUUUUUCUAGUUUCCAGACAAUAACUUGUGUUCAAGUGUAUGAAUCUCUCUGAAAUUGUACUGCAAGAUACCAUACCACAAAGGGAAGGCUUGGAUUGAGUUUGGGGGUGAUGAAUCAUAAGGGGGUUCUAAAAAUUUGGGGGGGGGGGGUU
Molecule: messenger RNA, 2988 nt
Organism: Mytilus californianus (California mussel)
Lineage: Eukaryota; Metazoa; Mollusca; Bivalvia; Mytilida; Mytilidae
Exons: 5
Coding region: 165-620 (151 amino acids)
Source: RefSeq, a predicted model, not a curated record